GAAUGAACAUGAAUACGAACAUGAACCAGUAAGCCGCUGAACCCCGUUAAGCGCGACUGGACGACCAGACUAACGCCACAAUAUGAACCGAAAGAUGAUUUAUGGGAUGCUUUGGAAAUUCGUCUUCGCGAUCGUGUUGCUGAAUUCCCCUUCAGAUGCAGCGCCUGCAGAGUCUCUGCCAACGCUCACAUGCAACGUCAGCCAGCAGGCCGAUGGAUUCCACUACAGUCUGUCCCGACCGCCCCUUUCCUCAGAGUGCAUGACGUCCUGGGAGUUAAAGAACAAAACUGUGAUCGCCCGGGAUUCUGAAUUUGAUAAACAACGGGUUCAGAGUCUGACAAACCAGUCGCUCACCACGAAGGACUGCCAGCCCGGUCUGCACUACAAAAGCGACUGCUCCGAGGGCUGGGAUGAAGCCUCCUGUGAAGUCAACUGCAGCCUUAUCUUGGAUCUCAAGGAUAAUCUCACAACCACCGUGAACUCGACGUUGAUCUGCAUCACGGAGAGCUGGUGUCUGACCAAGCUCAUAUUUGGUCUUGGGGUCAUCGCUAUUGUGAUUGUAUUCGGCAUCCUCGUGGCUCUGCCGUGCUGGAUUAUCAGCAAAUGCAGCAGAGGAGGAUCUGAGACCCCGAGUGUUGCAUACAGUUGUGCCAAUGGGAAGAAUAACAUGGAGCACGAGGAGAUGGAAGAGGUCAUCAUAAAGCAUGCGAUAGGAGUUGAUGUGGAAAAAAAACAACAGUGGCUGAACAAGGAUGACAACGGACUACCUGUAGUCUAAAUGUGGCCACUGUUUUUAAAAAUAUUAAUAAUGAUAUUACGGGUUAAUCAUACAGGUGCCUUUAAGACUAGUACAAUGUUCCUCUUAAUUGUGUGUAACUUUUUCUGUUUUCCGACAUAAUGUAUGUGAGCUUCAGGGGUCAUCCUGGUCUCUGUGGAAAGACCAGGAUGACCCAUUCAGAGGGUCUAAGGCUCGCUUGAGGUUUUAAGUUCAGCAAAUAUCUCCAAUAUUUGUUCACAAGCUGUCUCAAACAGAUGCCAAGGGGCAGAAAGCAUUAUGGUGUAAAAGUAAUAUGAGUUAAAGCAGAUAAGCAGUACUGGAUUGAGCAUGAGAAUAUGAUCGGGAGACACACGCAAAGACUUAUUCUUGUCUUUGUAGUUGGUGAUAGUGACCAUGUGGGAAGUUCACUGAAAAACACUCAAGCGUUGUUCAGAAGCUCUCACUCGCUGCCCCUGUGUGUGCUCUCUCUCUCUCUCUCUCUCUCUCUCUCUCUCUCUCUCUCUCUCUCUCUCUCUCUCGCUCUCUCGGUUCUACUCAGGCGAACGCCAUCCAGUAAAACUGUGAUGUGCACAUUGUCAACUGUUCUCAAUGUUUCACGACUUGUCGCAUUGUUUGCAGCAGUUUGAACCAUUGAGCUCAAUGACCGGACAGCUCCAGUGCAAGCUGUUCACAUGUUAAACCCUCCACUCAAUACAGAUUGAGUCUUGGCUGACAGGUCACUGGGAGAACAUGGCUGCUGUUCUGGAGCAACCACAUUUUCUCACAAUCGAUCCAGCAAAACCAGCUUCUGAAUAAAUCGGAGGCUGGGAGUAGGCUGUGCUGUUGCAGGAUCUCAGACUCGAAUCUUGCAGCCCUAACUGAGGUUUGCGAGAUGUAGUCUGGAUGUAAAAGAGCUUAACCAGAUAGUCUCUUCACUUGCCCUGACACACCAAGCUGACCUCAAAGAAAUAUUAAGGGAAAGCAUUUUUUGGCGGGCAUAGAAAAGUCUGGAUGGAGGCGGUCACUCUCUUGCGUCUCUAUUAGCCUAAAGCUUAGUUUCAGCAUUGAGCUUUCAGCGACUGCAAAAAGUUAAAAAAGCCUUCGAAACCUAAAUCCCAAAAGUCGCCAGCCUUCGAUUACCACGGAGGUCAGAAGGUCAAAGGUCACAGCGCCUAAAUGGCUAGCACAUAAAUGGUUGGAUUAGAAAUCCAGUGACUGAAACAUGAUCCAUGGUUGACAGAUAAGGGAAUGGAAAUGAAAAUAAAAGGAAGAUAACUGUU
Cyclopterus lumpus (lumpfish) is the source of this 2037-nucleotide messenger RNA. RefSeq lists its product as uncharacterized. The transcript has 6 exons. The record is from RefSeq and is a predicted model, not a curated record. Lineage: Eukaryota; Metazoa; Chordata; Actinopteri; Perciformes; Cyclopteridae. Bases 83 to 778 code for a protein of 231 amino acids.